AUUUUGGUAUCGCCUAAAACCGGAGCAUUGUGCAUCUUCCUUCUCAUCUCUGCCGCUGAUCUCUGCGUUGAUUAUCUCCGUGUUAAGCUCUGGUGCAUCUCCGUACUCACCUCUGCCUAAAAUCGUAACGUUGAACAUCUCCCUAUUCAUCUCUGUCAAGAGUGAGGGACACAGCGGAGGGUCUAUAAUCCACUGUGAGAUAACGUUUUCUGUAGAAAUGAGCAAACAGCAGAAACCGUGAUUUAACGAAACGAUAUUGAGAACGAGUACAAACCUUCUGUGAUAUGAUCGAAUUUUUACAAGCGUCGCGUAAUUCGUGGCAUAAUUUGCACAGCUGAUCGCACGACAUCGGUCUCAGGGAAUUCUCUUCCUACGUAUCUGGAAUAGAUUAGCAGACGUACGAUGGCUGGAUUUGUGCUCAGAGUCAAGACAAAAUCGGGUCAGAAGGUUGUGAACGGAUUGACUCUACAAGACAAAAUAUCGGAAUUAAAGGCCAAGCUCUCUGAACUUACGGGAAUAUCUAGCAAGUCUCUUCACGUUCUCGCUGGAUUUCCACCUAAGGCUGUUGAUCUUUCUAAAGAAGCUGCUACUUUGGAAGAGAGUGGUAUAUUGUCUGGUGAUACUUUGAUUGUGGAGGAGAAACUAACUGUUUGUAAUGGAGAGGAGAAACCUGAAGAGAUACCUCGGUCUCAUAUCGUUAACUCUGAAAACAUUGUUGAAAGUCCUGGUGUAUUGAUGAAGAAAAUUGUGCCUGCUGAUAAUUCUUGCCUAUUUACCAGUAUCGGUUAUGUCCUUAACGGGAAAGUGGAUCUUACCUGUGCAAGCUUUAUGAGGGAGAUUAUAGCCAAUACAGUUGCUGCGGAUCAAGAAGAAUAUUCAGAAGCAAUUUUGGGCAGACCUAACCUAGAAUACUGCAAUUGGAUCCAAAAACCUGAAUCUUGGGGAGGGGCUAUUGAACUCUCUAUCCUUUCUAGAUUCUUUGGCAUAGAAAUUGUUGUGGUGGAUAGUAUCAAUGCUAUUAUAAAUAGGUUUGGAGAAGAUCAGCAGUAUGCUCACAGGGUCUUCCUAAUUUUUGAUGGCAUUCAUUAUGAUCCCUUGUACCUGGAACCUCUUGAUCGUGGCAGUAUUCAAACAUUAUUCCCAGCUAAUAAUGAGAGAUUACUAGAGGAAGCCACACAAUUGGCAAAAGAAGCGAAAUCUAGUCGUCAAUAUACAGAUGUGCAAAAAUUCACACUCAAGUGUAUGGUCUGCAAUGUCAUGCUCAGUGGACAAGUCGCUGCACAGCAACAUGCAAAAGAUACUGGACAUACAAGUUUUGGAGAGGUAGCUGCCUAGCGUCAUAACCUUGUCAGUUCACAACAUAGAACACGUUCUACUAUUAGACUGUUGUCUGAUAUCCCAAUAAUCAAAUGUUCCUAGCAUGAGGUUCGAAAGUUUCUUCAACUAGCGACAUUAAUAUUGAGAAUAAAAUAUAAACCCGUAACUUUCCACGAUAAUAAUAAAAAUAAAUUAGACCAUUAAAGAGUAGUGACUGUACAGCUCGCCAUGAAUGUGAUUCUGAUUUUGAUUUCGAUUAAGCCGAUUACACAUCUGCGGUCUUUGGACGUAAUUGUCAAAUAGAAUUAUUUAUAAUUGGCAAUGACAUUAAGAAUCUGUUCCACUCUACAUUCAAUUAUGUCUGAUGGAAAUAAAAAGUAGUUUGCAAUAUAACGAUAAUAGGAUUUCUUAGAAAGCUGGUUGCGCAUUCAAUUAAAUAUUUCAGUGUAGACCUACACAUAUUUUUUUGCAACCACAAUAUUAAUCGCGUAUUCAGGGGAGGGGGAACGUGAAGAUUUUACUUAAAAUCAUAAAAUUCUGUAACUAGUAUCAGCCAACUGUGAUAUUCGAUUCGAUAAUUCUACCAAAUGUUCCUCUGUAAGGUAACAGACUAUGGGCUAUCUUGGUACGAUUACUGGGCAUAUUUUCAGUAUAAAAUUUACACGUUCCACGUUUCCUAUAAUCAGGUAAAUCGAAAAAUUAUACGUGAACGUUCAAUAACCCCCAUAAUGGAUUAGGCAUCUAUAUUGAGUGUUCUUUUUAAUGGUAAAUAAACAAUUUUUAUUCGCGCACCUGCUAUUCUUGAGGAGUACAUAGAUAGACUGUAAGCGCUAAUUUGCGCAAGAUUUAUCAAGAUUAGAAUUGAGAGGUGGAUGGUUUAAGAAAUUGGAAUAAUUGUCCCUCUUAUUCUAAUUGGUAAAUUAAUUUUUUUCUUAUCAAUUCGCUUCUAACGAUCGGUAAAAUUUUUAUAGUAGCUCAAUUAAUGCGAAAGACGUUUUUUAUUUAAAUCAUAAUUUUUCGCUCAAAAAAUUUUAAUGGAACAUACAUUUACAACACAGAUAUUUACGUGAAAUAAUACGCAAAAAAGAGUUCAUAAGACUUUUGCCUACAACUUCUAAAAUUCAAUUAAUCAAUUUAGGCGAUUUUACGCGUUUCAAUGAUUUUUUGUCAAUCACAAUGUGGAAACGUGAAAUGAGAUAUUUACGCAUUGCACAUUAACGCCGAUUUUAAUAGUUCUUGCAUUUUAAACAAUUUGUUUGUAAUCUGCGAUGUGAAUUAAUAAAGACUGAGGCAAGAUCA
Cephus cinctus (wheat stem sawfly) is the source of this 2616-nucleotide messenger RNA. It is a transcript of the gene Yod1, whose product is annotated as ubiquitin thioesterase OTU1. Gene Ontology annotation, biological process: protein deubiquitination; endoplasmic reticulum unfolded protein response. Gene Ontology annotation, cellular component: cytosol; nucleus. The transcript is spliced from 3 exons. Gene Ontology annotation, molecular function: cysteine-type deubiquitinase activity. The coding region runs from base 403 to 1335 and encodes 310 amino acids. The record is from RefSeq and is a predicted model, not a curated record. NCBI's taxonomy places the organism in Eukaryota, Metazoa, Arthropoda, Insecta, Hymenoptera, Cephidae.